Messenger RNA from Microcebus murinus (gray mouse lemur), 3763 nucleotides. Lineage: Eukaryota; Metazoa; Chordata; Mammalia; Primates; Cheirogaleidae. The record is from RefSeq and is a predicted model, not a curated record.
CUCCCAGAGAGCUAGAAUGACAGGCGUGAGCCACUGUGCCCGGCUUGAGCAAUCCUCUUGACCCCACAAGGGGAGAGCUAGGCUCGAUAAAGCCCUGAUUGGGUCUACUGGAGCAAGCCCUAAGACUAGCCAGUCUGCACAGCACAACACUGGCCGGUUUGGGAAUAAAGACAAGACAAUGCAGGACGUUACUGGGGAAGAGGUCAGAGAAGGGCUAGUUGUCUUGUUGCUCAGGACGGUCGCUCACCUCUGACCCAAAGGUCUCCUCCCUCGAGGUGGGCCUAGAGGGUGGAACGUGCUCUGUGUGAUGUUUCCAUCUUGGCUGCAUGUUGGACAUAGAGGAGGUGGGUCUUUUAUUGUUCUGCUUUUUACCACUAAUGCCUGGGCCCCAUCCCUAACCAAUUAAAUGAAAACCUGGGAGACUGAGUCCUACACAUCUGUGUAUUUAUAAACUCCUCAGGUCAUUCAAUGCAUUGUGCAGCCAGUGCUGUGACCAGCUGAUGUGAAGGGAGAUGGAGUGAACUCCACUCAUAGAAGGAAGACUAAGAGAGAAAGGAGGGAGGGUGGGAGCGGAUACAGCUCUUGAAUCUGGAACGUUAAAGCUGCAGGAUCCUAGCACAGAACUUUGCAACUCCAAGUGUGGUCCGGCCAAGCAGCAGGGCCCCGGGCAAGCUGGUGGAAUGCAGGUCCGUGGGGCCAUCAUGCCGGCGAGUCAGAUGUGCACAGGAAGUUCGGGAAGUCGGUGUCGGAUCCUUCAGAGAGCAUCCAGGCCGUGGAACUCCUGGGGUGCUGGGUAGAUCAGUUGACUCAGAAUUCCUAGGUGUGGUACCCAGACACUCAUCUUUUAAAAAAUGUUUUUUAAGUACCCCAGUUGAUUCUCUUGCCCAACCAUAGUCAAGAAUACCCGCCUUAGUCAGUGCUUCUAGACUGGAAGGUGAAUCACCGGGAUCAUGUUCAAAUGCAGCCUGACUUUAUACAUCUGGAGAAGGCCAAAGACUCUGCCUUUUUAAUAAGGGCCCUGUGAUGCCUGUGCUGCUUAUCUCAUGUAUUUUGAGCAGCGGGAUCUAUUAGACUGGCAUCCCGGCUUGACAGCAGGGCAAACUGCAGGUCAGAGCAGAAGGCAUGGCCAUCCACAGUCACCCUCCGGCGUGCUGGCUGCAGGCUGGGGGCUGGAGCUAGAGUUGAGAGCAGGACAGACCCCAACCCAGUCCUCACAGGCAUCUAUCUCAAAGGGGGAGACAGACAAAAAGCAAACACAGGCAGCAAAGCUAAUUACAGAUUGGAGAAGUGCUGUGAGGGAGAGGAGAGCCAUGUGGCAGGACGUGGCUGGAGGCCGCUGUGGGCAUAGGGAAGGCAGCCACUUCCAGGACAGCUGUCAAGGGAGUUACUAGAACAGUGACUGUAACUGGGGACAUCUGAUCACAAAUCUUUCCUUACUGGAUAGGGCCAUUUUCCAUCCCCUCUGGGGCUUGGAGACAGGUGCUACUGAGCCUGCUAGGGAGUCUGACCUGGUCCCUGCCUGGCUCAGGACUCUCAUUCUGUAGUGUUUGUGGACUUGGAGUGGGUCCCGGGGGUGCCGUGAUGGGGAGCAGAGCACUGACUAUAGGACGGUGUUCAGGACUGCUGAUCUGUGAUUUGCAGCAUAGACUCCAUGCAGAUGCUCCCUGCCCCUGAGAAAUAACUGAAGGUUUUUUAUUUAUCCCCAGAGAGCACAAACAUCAGGGGUUCCCUCCCUUUCCUGACUAAUAGGAGUCACCUGGGCUGCUUGGGCACAUGCCUUCCCUUGGCAAUACCUGGGCUGCCUGAGACAGUGUCCAGGGAAGGGCCCAGGUGAUUCUUUGGAUCCAGAUCAUUAGGGAAACAUGAUGUGGAUGUUAGAAACUGGACCUGGGCAUCUUCUGCCUCUUCGUGUGGCUGUGGAGUCUCCUCUGCAGUGGCUCAGCAGCGUGGCCCUGGCAACGUUGGUGACUGCUGGGAAGCCUCUGCCUGCGUGCAUGUAGCAGCUCGCCCUUCCCAUGUGUGCCCUUCCCUCGCCACCUCCCAACUCCUCCUGGACCAGCCGGACCCUCCUGGCUACCUGCGUCCCCGUUCAAACUCCUUCACUGACUUACUGUCGGCUUGGGGUGGCCCGAGGCAGCCGGGAUGACAGCUCUCCCCAGGAACCCUGCUGCCUGCUGAGGAACAUGAUCAGCAAGUCCCGCUGGAAGCUGCUGGCCAUGCUGGCUUUGGUGCUGGUCGUCAUGGUGUGGUAUUCCAUCUCCCGAGAAGACAGGUACAUGGAGCUUUUUUACUUUCCCAUCCCAGAGAAGAGGGAGCCGUGCCUCCAGGGUGAGGCAGAGAGGAAGGCCUCUAAGCUCUUCGGCAACUACUCCCGAGAUCAGCCCAUCUUCCUGCAGCUUAAGGAUUAUUUCUGGGUCAAGACACCGUCUGCCUACGAGCUGCCUUAUGGGACCAAAGGGAGUGAAGACCUGCUCCUCCGAGUGCUAGCCAUCACCAGCCACUCCGUGCCCCAGAGCAUCCAGAGCCUCAAGUGCCGCCGCUGCGUGGUGGUGGGGAACGGGCACCGGCUGCGCAACAGCUCGCUGGGAGACGCUAUCAACAAGUACGAUGUGGUCAUCAGACUGAACAACGCCCCAGUGGCUGGCUAUGAGGGCGACGUGGGCUCCAAGACCACCAUGCGUCUCUUCUACCCUGAAUCUGCCCACUUUGACCCCAAAGUGGAAAACAACCCAGACACACUUCUUGUCCUGGUGGCUUUCAAGGCAAUGGACUUCCACUGGAUCGAGACUAUCCUGAGCGAUAAGAAGCGGGUGCGAAAAGGUUUUUGGAAACAGCCUCCCCUCAUCUGGGAAGUCAACCCCAAACAGAUUCGGAUUCUCAACCCCUUCUUCAUGGAGAUCGCGGCUGACAAGCUGCUGAGCCUGCCAAUGCAGCAGCCACGAAAGAUCAAGCAGAAGCCCACCACAGGCUUGCUGGCCAUCACCCUGGCCCUCCACCUGUGUGACCUGGUGCACAUCGCUGGCUUUGGCUACCCAGACGCCUACAACAAGAAGCAGACUAUUCAUUACUACGAGCAGAUCACACUCAAGUCCAUGGCGGGGUCCGGCCAUAAUGUCUCCCAGGAGGCCCUGGCCAUUAAGCGGAUGCUGGAGAUCGGAGCCGUCAAGAACCUCACGUCCUUCUGACUUGGGCGAGAGCUGCAACCCAUCAGUUGCCUGCUCUGCUGCCUGGCUGACCCCCAUCCAUGGCUGUGCCUGAUGCCAGCAUAACCCACUUGGACUCGCCGUCUGUUUGUGGACGGAGUCCUGGGACCGGCCAGGUCUGAGAUGAGGCCAUGACUGGCCACUCCUGUGGAGCCCAGAUCCAGUCAGGGUGGAGGCCCUGGGGCUCAGGCGCCCGGCCCAGGCAGGGGCUUGUUGCUGCAGCACCUCCUCUCUGCCAGCAGCAAGAGAUUAUUUAAUGGGCUAUUUAACUAUAGGGCAGGAAGGUGCUGUGGGCUGGUCCCGUGGCAUCUAGGAAAGAGGCCAGUACAGUACAGUGUUCUGCCCACUUUUUAUAAACUUACAUGUGAUGGGCUUACGAAGGCCUAGACACAGAGACGGAGGGUAAGGACAUGGAGAUUGGGUGGGUGCCCUCCAGAGAGGGUCUGCUACCUCCCAGCAGGCAUGGGAAGAGCACUGGUGUGGGGGUUCCACUGAGAAGGGGACCUCAGUGAGAGAAAAAGUUAAAAACCCACCAUUAAACUAUUUUUCCUAAAACGGAA